Messenger RNA from Strongylocentrotus purpuratus (purple sea urchin), 824 nucleotides. Its product is annotated as strongylocin 2-like. The coding region runs from base 272 to 541 and encodes 89 amino acids. The record is from RefSeq and is a predicted model, not a curated record. The transcript has 4 exons. Lineage: Eukaryota; Metazoa; Echinodermata; Echinoidea; Camarodonta; Strongylocentrotidae.
CAUUAUUUGGCGGCCAUAUGUCGAUACCUGCUUUCUCGUCUAGAAUAACACAGGAUCUGUGAUACGAAUAGGAUCAUUAUCCGGUACCCGUAUGGCAGUCCAUCCAUCAUGCUCACAUGUCAACUAUCCGAAUCACGUCUCUCUGUUAUAGCAAAAUACACCAUAUACCUAAUUUUACAUAAGAAAGAUACCAAGAUCUAUAUAUCCAUUCUGGACUUUUAUCUGUUUAGACGUGUACUCAUUUUCAGUGUUCUGUUCCUCGAUCUUCAAGAUGAAUAUUCGGAAGGGAUCGUUCAUGCUCCUGAUCACCAUAGUGAUCCUGUCUCAAGCAGUGGCUUCACGAUUCCUUGAUGAAGCAGACGAAGACGAACAACUCAUGGAGGCAUGGAAUCCGUUCAAAAAGAUAGCACAUCGCAAUUGUUAUCCUAAAACACAGUGCGAAACUGCGGGACGUAAAAAAACAUGCAAGGACUACAGUUGUUGUCAGAUCGUCCUCUUCGGCAAGAAAACUCGUGCCAAAUGCACAGUUGUUACAAGUUAGACACCGAUCUUGCAUCCUCUGACGAUCUUCAUCAGCUAAUGAACUAAUGCUAUAACGUAUAGUUUAAACACCUUUACGGCGUCUUUUGGAGGAAUCCUACCAAGUACCAAGACAACGAACAUCAACAUACCCAGCGUCCUCUUUUUCAUGAUAAUUUAGUUGAACAUGUAAGAAUCUAAAAAAAUGAAAAACUAAGUGAGCAAUGCAACAAAUAAGGAUCAUCAAUUCCUACCAAUGUAUGUUGUUGGCAAAAUAAAAAUAAUAGACUGUUUGGAAGAUUGAA